This is a messenger RNA of Parasteatoda tepidariorum (common house spider), 1021 nucleotides long. Lineage: Eukaryota; Metazoa; Arthropoda; Arachnida; Araneae; Theridiidae. The record is from RefSeq and is a predicted model, not a curated record.
AUGAAUGAUGGAAGUAAGAACAUGAAGGAAAUCAUUCCAAGGAAAACAAGUAGAAAAUGUGCAAAUCACAUAAAGAUAUAUUUCAAACAUGGGCGCUCUCAACUGAAUAAGCAAAAGUCUAUUUUUAAGUUAACUUCUAGCCCUCGUGAUCAGGACUCAAAAGAUUCAUCAAUUCGAGCGAUAUCGAAAAUCAGAAAGGCAGACACAGCAGUUGGAAAAUUAACUUGGUUGUUAUUACUGCUUAUAGGAAUCGGUGGGUGCAUUCAUGAGACUGAGAAAUUUUUGAAAGUUUAUCUGACUCUCCCUAUUGUCAUUACAGUAGAGGAUGAAUACGAGUCGAAACUGAAAUUUCCUGCUGUUACUGUCUGCAACUUGAAUCGGCAGAAAAUUGUGUAUGAUUAUUGCAGAAACCUUGACAUCAUUAAUCGUUGUCAAAUCUUUAAUGCAGAUAUGAUCUCCGGAUUUAUGCCUUAUACUGAGCGACGAAACAUUAUUUCCUGCUCCUAUUUUCGAGAUCAAACUGUUUUCAACUUAAAAAGAAGCGAAUCAGCUUCUUUUGUUCGUUACAUGAAAAUGGACGAUGAAAACCGAAGAUUUACUGGACAUCAAAAAGCAGAUCUAAUCAAACAUUGUGUUUUCANUUCCUGCUCCUAUUUUCGAGAUCAAACUGUUUUCAACUCAAAAAGAAGCGAAUCAACUUCUUUUGCUCGUUACAUGAAAAUGGACGAUGAAAACCGAAGAUUUACUGGACAUCAAAAAGCAGAUCUAAUCAAACAUUGUGUUUUCAACAUGCAGUUAUGCUCUCUUGACGAUUUUAUUCAUUUCCAAAGCUUGCAAUAUGGAAAUUGUUUUACUUUUAACAAAAGUGAUUUAGAGUCGACAUCAAUAGGGUACAAAAGUGGUUUGGAAUUACAUUUGAAUGCAGAGACAGAACAAUAUUCAGCUACUACACCUAGCACGGCAAUCGGUGUAAGAGUAUCAAUUCAAGAUAUUUCAGAAGCGCCGAAUCCAGAAAAAGAUG